AAGACUUCAAAUGUAUUGAUCCAAUAUACUAUGAUGGUCAUUUUGUUGCCAGAAACAUUGACACAAAGUUCUUUUCACGCUUUAUCCAUUUUUUGGUCGACAACAGCUAGUAAGUUUAAAAAUAAGUUAAUUUGCUUGUCCUAAACAUCAAAUAUUUAAAAAUGGAGGGAUUGUUGAGCAACCAAAUUAAACUAGCGAUGCCUCAGCUGUUUCUCGGAUGGGUAACACGCAUUAGCAUGAGCGCACCUCAAUGCAAGCAUGCCCUUUCCAAAUUUCGUCCGGACUCAGUACUCAUCUCACAUUCUCUGCAACUGUGACGUUUAUCCUGGAAGUAAAUAAUGGAUUUUUUUCAAUGAUCAUCAGCACCGAGCCAUUCCAUUGAACCAGUCAAGUUGUCGUAAAUAUUCAUUUCUGAUGUCUACAUUGCCGUGCGAUUGCAGUCAUGUAGUCACUAGUCAGGUGACUUGACUGAGAAUUGAUGGACGACGGGCAAAGACCUUGACGUAGACUAAACAUCUGUAUAUAGCUGCUCUCUUGUGCAUAUAUACGAUUAACUACAAUAUUAACAAAGCUUGACCGUAUAGACCAAACAUCUGAUCUGUGGCAGCAGCUAGCUCAAUCCGUUGUGUAUCGAGCAUGCAUCCCAGAUCCAAUCCCCUCCCCAUCCUUCUUACAAUCAUAGGCACCAUUUUGUUCAUCACAGGUGGUGCAGGCGGGCAACCCCAUGGUGGUAGCGGCGUAUGCAUCACCACUGAGAGGGCCGCUUUGCUCUCCUUCAAGAAGGGCAUCACAAGCGACCCCGCCAACCUGCUCGCCUCAUGGCGUGGCCAAGAUUGCUGCCAGUGGAGAGGCAUCAGAUGUAACAACAAGACUGGCCAUGUCACCAAGCUGCAGCUUCGCAAUCCAAAUCCAUACAUGUCUGCUUUAUCCGGUGUCGCGGGGAGACGCGCGAGCAGGCGCAAGGCUCGUGUGUGCGGGCACAGCGGGCGCAAGGCUGUGCGGCGAACGCAAGCACGGGCGGUGGCCUGACUCUGCGCGAGUGCUUGUGCAGGCGGACGAAGCAUGAGGCGUGCGGCAGCGCGGGUCCAGGAGCGGCUGCGCUGGUCCAGGGUUUGGCUCGCACGGUCCCAGGGGUGGUUGCGCGAGUGUUGUGGCUCG
This is a messenger RNA of Sorghum bicolor (sorghum), 1158 nucleotides long. Its product is annotated as receptor-like protein kinase BRI1-like 3. The transcript is spliced from 2 exons. The record is from RefSeq and is a predicted model, not a curated record. The coding region runs from base 637 to 1029 and encodes 130 amino acids. NCBI's taxonomy places the organism in Eukaryota, Viridiplantae, Streptophyta, Magnoliopsida, Poales, Poaceae.